Messenger RNA from Exophiala dermatitidis NIH/UT8656, 888 nucleotides. Its product is annotated as aprataxin. Gene Ontology annotation, molecular function: single-strand break-containing DNA binding; single-stranded DNA binding; double-stranded RNA binding. The record is from RefSeq and is a predicted model, not a curated record. Gene Ontology annotation, biological process: single strand break repair; double-strand break repair. The transcript has a single exon. NCBI's taxonomy places the organism in Eukaryota, Fungi, Ascomycota, Eurotiomycetes, Chaetothyriales, Herpotrichiellaceae. The coding region runs from base 1 to 888 and encodes 295 amino acids. Gene Ontology annotation, cellular component: nucleus.
AUGCCUUCAGCAGUCGGCGGUAAAGAAGGUGCCCAUGAGCAGAAAGCGUCAGUGGACCUUACGACAUCCUCACCGUCCGCGUCGUUGCCACUAUCCAAGGACGAGACCACCCACCACAAACGCAACGCCUUUUCCGAGCUCAUGUCAUCCAAAUCCUCCAAACGAGCAAAACUCUCAACUACAGAGUCUGGCAUAGCGAGAGGGUCAGAGAAAAAGAAACCUCAUUUCCGCGGCACCGGCCUGCUCGAAUAUAUCCUAGAGCCAACCAAAUUCCCGUCCAACACAGUGAUUCGACACAACAACAAAACCGUCUUGAUCCAAGAUGCCUUUCCCAAAGCGACGGUUCACCUCCUCCUUCUUCCGCGCGACUCUUCCAAGUGGCUCUUGAACCCACGCGACGCAUUUGACGACGUGGAAUUUCUGGCCAUGAUGCGUCACGAAGCCGAAGCGGCAGUCAAGAUCGCUGCCUCUGAACUGUCCAGGCUGAUCAGCCCGUUCUCGGAAUCAUGCAAAGCCAGACUUGCAGCCAUGGAAAACGACAAUCCUCCGGAAUUAUUGCCUUCAGGACGCGAUUUUACGAAGGAUAUACGUGUCGGAAUCCACGCUCACCCGUCCAUGGCCCAUUUACAUGUCCAUAUCAUCAGUCGGGAUAUGCAUUCCGACCGCAUGAAACAUCAGAAGCACUAUAAUAGUUUCAAUACGGACUUUUUCAUUCCUUUGGAUGAUUUUCCUUUGGCUAAGGAUGAUAAAAGGCGGCAGACGGCUUACCAGAAUGCGAAUCUGAAGAGUGAGUAUCGGUGUUGGCGGUGUGGGAGGGUGUUCGGGAAUAAGUUUAAGCUGUUGAAGGAGCAUUUGGAGGAAGAGUUUGAGGAGUGGAAGAAAGAAUGA